Juglans regia (Persian walnut) is the source of this 492-nucleotide messenger RNA. Its product is annotated as putative RING-H2 finger protein ATL71. The coding region runs from base 1 to 492 and encodes 163 amino acids. The record is from RefSeq and is a predicted model, not a curated record. Lineage: Eukaryota; Viridiplantae; Streptophyta; Magnoliopsida; Fagales; Juglandaceae. The transcript has a single exon.
AUGGAUGGCUUUGCUUAUAGCUUGGGACUCUCCCUUGUCGUGAUUGGGGUUUUCAUAACGAUGACCGUGGCAUCUUACUACUGCACCCGCAGGCAUUCAGGCCAUGAACCUGAAGGUUCUACCAACGGCAACUCCAUUACAAGCACCGAAGAAGAAGACUCCGCCGUUGAUAUUGAGGUCGGCAUCGACGAAGCCGCUCUCCGGAGCAACCCGAUGUUCCUUUACUGCAAAGCCAAGCUCCACAAAGGUGAUGAUCAUCACUCAACUGCUUCCUGCUGCUACAUAUGCUUGGCAGAUUAUGGGGAUGCCGAUAUGCUUAGGCUGUUGCCGGAUUGUGGCCAUCUUUUCCAUGGGAAGUGUGUGGAUCCUUGGUUACGGCUGCAUCCUACUUGUCCCGUCUGCCGGAGCUCGCCAGCCCCAACUCCUCCAGCGAAGACUCCUCUCUCUAAUGAUCAGGUAGCUCCCAGCUUGGCAGUAGGACGAGAUAUUUGA